Messenger RNA from Marmota flaviventris (yellow-bellied marmot), 13181 nucleotides. It is a transcript of the gene Cep350, whose product is annotated as centrosomal protein 350. Gene Ontology annotation, cellular component: centrosome. The record is from RefSeq and is a predicted model, not a curated record. Gene Ontology annotation, biological process: microtubule anchoring. Gene Ontology annotation, molecular function: microtubule binding. Lineage: Eukaryota; Metazoa; Chordata; Mammalia; Rodentia; Sciuridae.
GUCGGGGCGGCGUCACUGCACCCUCCGCCAGGCCCCGCGGGAUGCACCGUGGGAGCCGAGGGCGGAGGCGACACUCUCAGGUAAAUUGGCAGGAUGAGGAGCAGCAAAUCAAAAGAGGUGCCUUUACUAAAUCCAAGGAACUCUCAAAGCAAGGAUACUGUUCAAGACAUAACCACACCGUGGGAUGCACUUUCUCAGACCAAGGCUGCUCUGAGACAUAUUGAAAACAAAUUAGAAGUAGCCCCUUCAAGUACAGCUGUGUUUGAUUCUGUCAUGGAUGCCAAGAAAUCUUCUGCAAGUGCUAUCCGAAAAAUUAGUAGAAAAGACGGUAGAUACCUGGAUGAUUCUUGGGCCAAUGUUCCAACUUCCAAGUCUGCUAAAUCACGAAAAGAGAAAUCUCGUAGUCCUCUCAGAGCUACCACCCUGGAGAGUAAUGUGAAGAAAAAUAAUCGUGUGGAAUUUCGUGAACCUUUGGUUUCCUACAGGGAAAUCCUUGGUGCAUCUUCCAACUUAAGUCCCAGCCAUCUGGAGUCAAAGCAUGUAUAUUGUGUGGAUGUUAAUGAAGAAAAGGCUGCGAGCGGGAACCGGAUGCUACACAAUCAAGAACGGAAUAUACAUUGCUGUGACUUUGAGAGCUCCCAAUCAUCUGUCAUCAGUGAUACAGUUGUAAGGUUUUUAAAUGAUCGACCAGCAGUUGAUACAUUGCAUAAUUCAGAAUGUUUGAUUAAGAUGGGAACUCCUAUGAGGAUUGAAGAAGAAAUGCCUAAUAGAGCAAAAGGAAAUGAGAACAGUUCAAAGCUUUCUGUGAAUAACAUGGGCCAUGAUGUUGAUCCAAAAAUGUUACGGCUAACUGACUCUUCUCCAUCCUCUGCUAGCACUUCUAGUUCCCAAAGGUUAGAUAUUUUAAAGCGGCGACAACAUGAUAUUAAACUGGAAAAACUCAAGGAACGGAUUAGGAAACAAUGGGAACACUCAGAAGAAAUAAGUGGCCGGGGCCAGAACCUGGGUCCUAUUGAUCAUCCAGUAAUGGUUGUUAAUGUUGAUAGCUCAGUGACAGCAAAAGUCAGGAAAGUGGCAACAGCACCCCCUGCUCCGACAUAUAAAGGUUUCAACCCUUCAGAGACCAAGAUUCGAACGCCUGAUGGGAAAGUAUGGCAAGAGGCCGAGUUUCAAAGCAUGAGUAGAGAACUGUACCGUGAUUUAGCACUUCACUUUGCAGAUGAUAUCUCUAUAAAAGAGAAACCUGCUGACAAAAGUAAAGAGAAGAAAGGGGUCAAGCCAGUACGAAAAGUUCAAAAGGUAACACAGUUAUCAAGUCCAGAAUGCAAAACAGGUAAUAGUCGUGUGAUAAGUACAUCUUCUUGGCGAGAUGGACAAAAAUUAGUAAAGAAAAUUCUGGGACCUGUGCCCAGAAUAGAGCAGAAAGAGCCAAGAACAGCAUCCAGUGACAGAAAUGGAAGAGAAAAAACUACUAAAUCUGGGGGUCAUAUUGGAAGAGCAGAAUCUGAUCCCAGGUUGGAUGCUUCACAGAGACCUCUUCCACGAAGCUCAGAACGUUCAAGAAGUAGAGCUCGGUCUGAAAAUAAUAUAAAGAAGUUAGCUCCAUCUCUUCCAGAAAAUAAACAGGAGGAAAGUACUGCCUUAAAUAAGGACUUUUUACCUGUUGAAAUCCGUGGCAUUCUUGAUGACUUACAGCUAGAAUCUACAGCUCAGACCUCUAGGCCAGAAACUGGAGAGUUACAGAAUCAGAAGGCAUCAGCACCUGUCCAGGUUCCUCGGAGUCAUAGCCCAGUGAAAAGAAAACCUGACAAAAUAACAGCCAACGAAGAGCCCCCUGUUAUUUCCAAAAAGCGCCAUUAUGACACUGAUGAGGUACGACAGUACAUUGUUAAACAGCAGGAAGAAAGGAAGAGGAAGCAAAACGAAGAGAAGAAGGCUCAAAAGGAGGCUACUGAACAGAAGAAUAAACGAUUACAGGAACUCUACCGGAAACAGAAAGAAGCUUUUACUAAAGCAAAAAAUGUGCCUCCUGAUCCAUCAGCAGCUAGAAGGCUACAGGAAACUUACUCCAAAUUGCUACUAGAAAAGACCUUGCUGGAAGAGCCAGCUCAUCAACAUGUUACACAGGAAACUCAGGUCAGACCAGGGUAUCAGCCAUCUGGAGAAUCUGACAAAGAAAAUAAAGUACAGGAACGUCCCCCAAGUGCAUCUUCCAGUAGUGACAUGUCUCUAUCAGAACCCCCACAGCCCCUUGCAAGAAGAGACUUGAUAGAACCUACAUGGAUGCAGCCUGACAGAUUGAGCCCACGGAUUCAUAACUCCCAACCACAACCUCUUGUUGGAACAGCUGGAAAUUUACUUUCCCAUCUCUUAAAUCUAGAACAUGUAGGAAUUUUGCAUAAGGAUUUUGAGUCUAUGUUACCAGCCAGGAAGAAUCAUAAUAUGACUUCAGGACCAUUAAGUUUUACACCUCAACCAUAUCUGACCUCACCAGCUGCUCAUCCAGAUGCCUUGUUAAAACCUAGUGCCAGCCAGUAUAAGAGUAAACUGGAUCGUAUUGAAGCUUUGAAAGCAACAGCUGCUUCUUUGUCUAGCAGGAUUGAAAGUGAAGCCAAGAAAUUGGCUGGGGCCAACAUUAACUAUGGGUCAGUGUGGAACACUGAGUGUGAAGUGCAGCAAGCACCUCAAGAAGAUGGACCUUGGACAAAGGCUCAAAGUCCACCUGUGAAAGAGGAUACCGAAGAUGUUUUUUCUGCCCGAAUUCAAAAGAUGCUAGGAACCUGUGUAUCUCAUACAACUUUUGAUGAUGAUCUUCCUGGUGUAGGCAACCUUAGUGAAUUUAAAAAGCUUCCUGAGAUGAUACGACCUCAGAGUGCCAUAUCAAGCUUCAGAAUAAGAUCCGCUGAUCCCAAACCAGGAGGGCUGCUGGCACAGUUGUGUAAGAGGCAGACUGACUCUCCUAUCCCUGAUCUGCAAACCUGUUCUCAAGAAAAAGCCAAAAUGUCUCUUUGUUCCAGCACAGACUCAGUCAGUGAAGGGCCUCUUCUUAGUGAGGGUAGUUUUUCUGAAGAGGAGGGAGUCCGGGAUGGACGGCCCCUUUUAAAGGUGGCAGAAAUCUUAAAAGAAAAGGAAUUUUGUGCUGGAGAAAGAAAUACUUAUGAACCCAUCAAAGAGUUUCAGAAGGAAGCUGAGAAAUUCUUGCCACUUUUGGGACACAUAGGUAGUACACAAAGCAAAGGACCAUGGGAAGAAUUAGCAAAGGGAAGUCCACAUAGUGUCAUUAAUAUUUUUACCAAAUCAUAUCAGUUAUAUGGAAAAGGGUUUGAAGACAGAUUAGAUAGAGGAACAUCAGCAUCGCGGCCUUUGAAUGUCACUACAACCCCUCUAAGCAGUGUUUCUUAUGAAGAUGAUUUUGUUUCCUCUCCAGGGAGUGGGACUUUGACAGAAAAAAAAUCAUCUCUUGAGCCUAAUAUUGGUGGCAGCAAUAUAGGCACUCAGGAGGACCAUCGUAGCAGAAAGUCUGCCUAUGAUCUUUCCUCUGUUGAAGUUACUUCCCAGCAUUCAUCUGGAGCCCAGUCUGUUGCAUCAUCUCGUUCAUCUACUUCUUCUAAAGGAAAGAAAGGAAAAAAAGAAAAGAUGGAAUGGUUGGAUUCAUUCACUGGAACUGUUCAAAACACACUUAUUGAUGAGGAAAAAGUACAGUCUAGUUCAGAACGUGGUUCCCAUCAAGGAAAGAAAUCUGGGACCAAUAGCAAACUCUCUGCUAAAGAUUAUGAGCAAACUCUUGACGUUGAUAGCACUUUGGAAGAACUUUCUGGGCAUUCUGUGAGUGUCUCAUCAGACAAGGGAAAAACUCCAAAAACUCCAACUUCUCCGCUAUCUCCAAGUUCCCAGAAAUUGUUACAGUUCGACCUUCCUGGGACUUCCUUAGAAAAAUCUAAGUCCUCAGUGAUAAUUCCCGCAAGUACAACAGGAUUUAAACCCAGUGCAUCUUUUACUGAUGUGAACCUGGCUGCUAGCAGAACAGCUACAGAGAUGACUUCAACACCAGGUUCGAAACGCUUUUCUCCUGCUGGCCUCCAGCAUCGUAUGACAGCAGAACUCAAUUAUCUGAGUGCCAUUGAGGAGUCAGUGCGCCAACUGUCAGAUGUAGAAAGAGUUAGAGGCAUUUCACUUGCUCAGCAGGAAAGUGUGUCUCUGGCUCAGAUCAUAAAGGCACAGCAGCAACGCCAUGAAAGAGAUUUGGCCCUUUUGAAACUGAAGGCUGAACAAGAAGCUCUGGAAUGUCAGAGACAAUUAGAAGAAACUCGAAACAAAGCAGCUCAGGUCCAUGCAGAAUCAUUACAGCAGGUGGUUAAAUCACAAAGGGAAGUAACCGAAGUCCUUCAGGAAGCAACUUGUAAAAUAGCAGCUCAACAAACAGAGACUGCUCGCCUAACUACAGAUGCAGCUCGCCAGAUCUGUGAGAUGGCAGAAUUGACUCGAACUCAUAUCUCAGAUGCCAUCACUGCUUCAGGAGCUCCUCUUCCAACGCUGUAUGAUCACCAGCAGCAACACCUUCCAGACUUCAUGAAACAAUUGAGGACCAGAGCUGAAACAGAUAGGAUAAGUCAAUCUUUUUCACUCUCUCAGAGUAAAGAAGAGACCCUUGACACAAAGCAUCAAAAGUAUUCCCCUUCAUUCGAUACUUACUCUGAGUCUUCAAGAUACAAGAAUCAUGAUCAAAGAAGUAGUAGCAGUAGCAGCCGUCAAGAAAGUCCUUCAGUUCUGUCUUUUAAAGAAAAUGAGAAGAAACUUUGUGGUGAAAAUAUGGAGAGUUCAAUUGAUGAACAGGUUCAGACUGCUGCAAAUGAUUCUUUACGAAGUGAUAGUGUUCCAUCUCUUCCUGAUGAGAAAGAUUCAACUUCUGUUGCAACAGAAUAUUCUCUGAAAUUUGAUGAAUCCAUGACGGAAGAUGAAAUAGAAGAAAAAUCUUUUCGAUCUUUACUACCUUCUGAGAGUCAUCGCAGAUUUAACAUGGAAAAGAAAAGAGGCCAUCAUGAUGACUCUGAUGAAGAAGCUUCCCCAGACAAGACCACACUGUCUUCUGCCAAGGAGCUGAGCAUGCCAUUCUCAGGAGGACAAGAUAGCUUUUCUAAAUUUACUAUGGAGAUGGUUCGACAGUAUAUGAAGGAAGAGGAAAUGAGGGCAGCUCACCAAUCUUCACUUCUGCGGCUUCGUGAAAAGGCUUUGAAGGAGAAAACCAAAGCUGAAUUAGCUUGGCUAGAACAUCAGAAAAAACAUCUACGAGACAAGGGAGAGGAUGAUAAAAUGCCCCCACUCCGGAAAAAACAGCGUGGUUUGCUUUUAAGAUUGCAGCAAGAGAAGGCAGAAAUUAAACGUCUUCAAGAAGCCAACAAGGCAGCUCGAAAGGAAAGGCAGCUGAUCCUUAAGCAGCAGGAGGAGAUAGAAAGGAUCCGACAGACCACCAUAAAAUUGCAGGAGAAGUUGAAGUCUGCAGGGGAGAGUAAAUUGGACUCUCAUAGUGAUAAUGAUACAAAAAAUAAUAAGGCAACUAGUCCUGGACCAACUGAUUUGGAGACCCGUAGUCCUUCUCCCAUCUCAAUCUCCAGCAGUGAAACUAGCAGUAUCAUGCAGAAACUGAAGAAAAUGAGAAGCCGCAUGGAUGAGAAGUUUUUGACAAAGCGAGAGCAAAAACUAAUGCAGCGACGGCAACAUGCAGAGGAGCUCCUGGAGUGGAAGAGACGGUUAGAUGCAGAAGAAGCGGAAAUUCGUCAAAUGGAAAAGCAGGCUUUGGCUGCCUGGGACAAAGAAUUAACAAAGCCGAAAACUCCUAAGAAAGAACCAGAGGACCAGAGAACAGAUCAUAAAGAAAUAGCAAGCGAAGAGGAAUCUCCAAUACCUUCCUCCUCUCAUCUAAACAGUGAAAGCUCUAUUCCAGAAGAAUUGGGUAGCCCUGCUGUUAUAUACAUACCAUCUGAAUCUAUUGUACAGGAACAGCCAGGGAGUCCAGAUCACAGUAUACUUACUGAAGAAAUGGUUUUUUCACAGGAACUAGAAUCUUCUACUUCUCCUAGUAAACAUUCACCUCACAAAAGCUGCACAUCUGUGUCAAAACAGGAGUCUAGCAAAGGAAGUCAUAGGACUGGAGGAAUAUGUCGUCUGCCUGCCAAAUCCCAGCAACACUGUUAUAGUUGGUCAGAUGAGUCAUUAUCUAUGACACAGUCAGAAACUACAUCUGAUCAGAGUGACAUUGAAGGCAGAAUCAGAGCUCUAAAGGAUGAGCUGCGGAAAAGAAAAUCAGUUGUGGACCAGUUGAAGAAGGAACAGAAAAAAAGACAAAAGGAAAGACUGAAAGCCCAAGAAGCCAGUCUGAUCAAACAGUUAGAGUCAUAUGAUGAAUUUAUUAAGAAAACUGAAGCAGAGCUUAGCCGAGAUUUGGAAACAUCACCAACAGCCAAACCUCAGAUUAAAACGCUCUCCUCAGCUUCUGAAAAACCCAAGAUCAAGCCCCUCCCACUACACAGAUCUGAAACAGCAAAAACCUGGAAAUCACUAACAGAACCAGAACGUUCCAGAGGAUCCUUGGAAUCCAUUGCUGAACAUGUUGAUGCUUCAUUGUCAGGUUCUGAGAGAUCAGUAUCAGAAAAGUCUUUAUCUUCAUAUGCAAAGAGAAUGAUUGAAUUGGAUAGUCGAACUGAAGAACAUUUGCAGACCCCAUCUCUAAUUCUCAGAUCAUCAAGGAAAACCAGGGCAGAAUCUGGAGAUUCUUUAGAAAAUAUACUUUCAUUACCUCUGCUUAAGGAAUUGAAUGCCUCUAAUAUAAUUCUUGAUGUGUUGGGUGCCAAGGUUGAAGAAUCUAAUCAAAAAUCAAAAAUAAAAGAAGUAGAAUAUGCAAAAUUGGAGGAGAGUGAGAUUGAAGGUGCCUAUUCAAAACUGUCUGGAAAAUCUGAUGUCCUGCUGAAACUAGACCUGAAACAGGAAGACUCAUCUGAAACUGUUUCAAAGAAAGAUUUUCCUUUAGAUUCUGCAAAUGUUCAGAAAGAUUUAGUUAGAUUAUCCAUUGAAAAUCUUCAUAAAAAAGAGGAAAUGUUAAAAGAGAGAAACUCAGAUCAAGAUAUGGAUCACAUUGCAGACAUGCAGUCAGGAGAAGACAUUCAUGAGCAAAAGAACAAAGAGGAAAAGAACUUGUCCUUGUCAGAACAUCAUUUUGCUCUAAAAGACUCGUCAUACUCUGAAGAUUUUGAAGUGUCUUCUUUCAAGAAAGAAAUUUCAGCUGAAUUGUACAAAGGUGACUCUGAAAAGUCAUCUUUGUUGUCACUCAGGAAAGACUCUCAGUCUUGCGGAGAUAAGUCACAGCCAACAAGGAGCUCUAAAAGUAGAGUCAGUGGCUUUGGUAGUGAUGAUGAAAUCAGUGAGUGCCUAAGUGGGAAAAGCCUUUCCAUUCAUAGCAAUGUUCAUUCUGAAAGACUGUUAGAACUUAAGUCCCCUACUGAGCUAAUGAAAAGUCAGGAACGCAGUGAUGUGAAACAUGAACAGGAGGUUACUGAAGCCCCUUCCUUGGCUUCAGUUUCUGUUGCAGAUGAGUUACUUGAUUUCCACAUUGGUGAUAGGGUGUUGAUUGGCAAUGUUCAACCAGGAACUCUUCGGUUCAAAGGUGAAACUAGUUUUGCUAAAGGAUUUUGGGCUGGAGUGGAGUUGGAUAAACCUGAAGGAAAUAACAAUGGAACAUAUGAUGGCAUUGUAUAUUUUGUAUGCAAAGAGAAACAUGGUAUUUUUGCUCCUCCUCAAAAAAUAUCUCAUAUUCUAGAAAACUUUGAUGACUAUAUAGACAUAAAUGAAGAUGAAGACUCUUAUUCAAAUGAACAAUAUCAAAACUAUAGUCAAGAACAAAAAGACACAGAGGGUUCAAAAGAUAUAGAAAAAGAUGGAAUUGGAUGUUUUUAUGAGAAAUCUCUACCUAGUAUGCACAAUAUAGAAGCCUCAGUGAACAGAGAGAGAAGUCUUAAAGUAGAAACAGACAAUACACAGGACAUUUCUGGGGUACUUGAAGCCCAUGUUCAUCAGCAAACUUCAGCAGAUUCACUGAUUUCUUCAAAGGAAAACAAAGACCUUGUUUCUGAUGCCACAGGAAAGGUUUCCAUCACUGCAGAAGAUGAUACUUUAGAUAAUACCUUUUCUGAAGAAUUGAAUAAACAACAGCAGUUUACAGAAAAGGAAGAGAACCUAUAUUCCGAAGUUUCAGAGAAGCUUUCUACUCCACUUCUAGACCUUCUAACAAAAGAAAAAAACCAAUUAGAAGCCCAGCUGAAAUCAUCACUGAGUGAGGAAAAGAAGUCAAAGCAACAACUAGCGACAGUCAGCUUACUGACAGACAGUUUACUGAAAGACUUUGUGAAGGACACAGUCAGUCAGCUACAACAAAUCAAGAAAGCCAGAAAUGAGAAAAUUCAGCUGAGUAAUCAGGGGUUUCUUGAUGAUGACCAAAAGAAAGUAUCAUCCCAGGACCCGUCCCACAAUCUUGAGGAAGAGUCACCCAGUGUUCCAAAUUGCUUCUUAAGGUCUGAAUUAGAAGACGAGAAAGAAGAGAUCUCCUCUCCAGAUAUGUGUCCCAGACCUGAGAGCCCAGUGUUUGGUGCCAGUGGGCAGGAAGAGCUCGCUAAGAGACUUGCUGAACUUGAGAUCAGUCGGGAGUUCCUGAGUGCUUUAGGAGAUGAUCAAGACUGGUUUGAUGAAGAUUUUGGAUUGAGCUCUUCUCAUAAGAUCCAAAAAAAUAAGACAGAAGAAACAAUUGUACCUUUAAUGGCAGAACCUAAAAGGCCACCCCAGAAGCCAUGUGAAACAUUAUUGGCAGUCCCACAUACUGCAGAGGAAGUAGAAAUUCUUGUACAUGAUGCAGCAGAAGAACUUUGGAAAUGGAAAGAAUUAGGCCAUGACCUUCACAGCAUUAGUAUUCCUACAAAACUGCUUGGCUGUGCCAAUAAGGGACUGGAUCUAGAAAGUACUAGUAAAAGGGUCUAUAAACAGGCGGUUUUUGAUUUAACAAAAGAAAUUUUUGAGGAAAUAUUUGCUGAGGAUCCCAACUUGAAUCAACCUGUCUGGAUGAAGCCAUGUAGAAUCAACUCUAGUUAUUUCCGACGAGUGAAAAAUCCAAAUAACCUGAAGGAAAUCAAGAACUUCAUAACAACUGAAGUACUCAAGUUGUUUAGUCUCAAAAAGGAGCCAAACCACAAAACUGAUUGGCAGAAAAUGAUGAAAUUUGGAAGAAAGAAAAGAGACCGAGUGGAUCAUAUCCUGGUACAGGAGCUCCAUGAAGAGGAGGCACAGUGGGUGAACUAUGAUGAGGACGAGUUGUGUGUGAAGAUGCAGCUGGCCGAUGGGAUAUUUGAGACCUUGAUCAAAGAUACUAUUGAUGUUCUGAAUCAGAUCAGUGAAAAACAGGGGAGAAUGCUACUUGUGUGACAUCUUGCAAAUAAAUUGAACACUGAGUGCUAACAUGAGUCCUGGGCCUUUCUGCCUCCUGAUAGACACCCCAUCUCCAUCAUAGCAAGAGUGCUUCCGGACCUUGCACCUGUUCUUAUGGACUGCUGUUUUAGAACUCAUGAGACAAUGCAGUAUAUCUGGUAUUACAGCCUUUGCCUUUAGAGACUGUCCACUGGAUUACUUGGUUAUUUUUGAUGGGCAGGGUCACACUCCUGAUGUUGAGACACAGUAUAACCCUAUACUUCUUGUUAAUACCCUUCCUAGAUCUCAGAAGAGGGCUGAGAACACCAGAAGCACCUCUGAGCUUAGACAAGGGUGUCACUUCUUGAGUCUGAAGUCAGGCAAGCAAGAUACAUAGAUCAAUUCGUCAUAUUAUUUUUGAAAUGUAAUCCUGUUCUAUACCAUGAAAGUCAUAAUGGACAUUAUAGUAUUAAACAGUAUUAAACUCUUAACCACUUCUAAAAUAGGCAUGUUUAGGGUCUGCCUAUUUCACAUUCUGGAGUUUAUUCCAUUGCUUUUUGAAGACCAUUUUCUUCCAUUGUCGCAAUUGAGCAGCACCAAGCGGACUGUGAAGUUAACAGAAAUAAAUGGUAGCCUUGCUUUCUGAGCACCACCUAAAGAACUGUAAACCUUUGUGUUACACUUAUUUUUCCUGUCUGGGCAUGAAAACAGAAAUGCCCCACUGAAGACUGGCUCAAAGGACUUCUGCAGGGCUGGUUCCUCUGCCCCUUUUCUUACCCCUGCACUUUUCUUACUCGUCCUGAACCUCUACCAGCUGCUCCCAGAAUCAGAUACUCAGGACCAUCUCAGGCAUCCAGGCAUGGCAAAAGUGGAAAUAAUUCAUUUUGGCCUUCAAACUUUCAACUCCCAUCUCUCCCCAAGAAGUCAGAGACGCUGUUACUUGAAUGAUUUAGGAAAUGAGUGUGUGCACCAAAGACAAAAAGAUAUUGUCUGUAGUUUGUGUGCUUGUUUUGCUCUAUGGAACUUUUUUUAAUUUAUUUUAAGAUAAGUUAUUAAGUUGAAAACGUGCGUCCCUAUUCAGAAGUGAAAGAUUCUUCUUGUAAUAGUUAAACCUCUGUCUUGAAGCUUCUAUGGUUCAUAGUCUUUGCACAGGAAACCUAUGGUUUUAACAAACCCAAACACACAUGGAAGAGGUCAGUUAAAUUCAGUGAAAAGAAGAUGAGCUUUCCUAAGAUCACCUGCAGUAGCCGGAAUGGGAUAAAUGAUUUAAAGACACUGUAAAAUUUAAUUCUGCCUCUCUUGCAGCAUUGCUUUUCACAACUAUUACCUGUAUCUGAAACAAAUCUAGACUCCAGCUGCUACAUUCGAGCAUAGAAGAUGCUCUCCUGGGACCUCAGUACCUGCCUUCCUGCCUGGUUCCUCUGAAUCAGUCCCCUCCCUCUUCACAUAAUCUAGAAGAAUGUGGAUAAUCUUAGGCGUGAAUGUAAAUGCCUUAACCUUGAAGGUCCUGAUUAGAAGCAUGAUAUAAGACAUCCACUGGAUUCAUAGUUACAAAUAUCCUGGAAUGUUAUAGCUUCAAAAUGUGUUAGAAAAACCCCAAAGAUGGUAUGAUAUUUUAAGUGUGCACGUUUUUUCAUUUCUGCAUCUUUCCUCCACACUCGCCUUUGUGUCUUAAGUGUCUCACUAUGCACACGUCCGUUCAUCUUCAGUUUCACCCUGUCAUUACAAGAAACUUCCUGAAGUAAUCAUUGGAAUAUUUGCAUUUUGCACAAUGACUGGUGUGAUAGCUCUUGACAAAUAAGGAAAGCACUGAAAUAUUGUGAUUGGGCCUGGGGAAAUGCUCAGAUUGAUGUAUUAACAGCAUUUCUUCUGUGCCUUUGAUGUUGAGCUGUAGUCUUGUAGCCAUAAUGAGCAAAUUGACUAAGAGAAACAAAGGUUUCUCGGGGUUAUUAACCAGUAGUGUGGAAAUAUUAUUUUCAUGUGGCCAAGGAAAAGCAAAGACAUUUCUUUCCACUUUGGUUACUUGUGGCAAAAACAUCAUAUCAGCAUCCUUUGGCUGUUUGUAGGAUCACAUUGUCCUUAUAAUACUGAAACUUUACAGCUGCUGUAAAUUUUUUAUAAAUGAAUAUCAAAGUACUAUAAUAGGAAUCUAGUUGUUUUUCUACAUCUUCAUUAUUUGGACCUAAAGUCAGUUUUUAAUAAGAAAAUUUAUCUUUACUCCUUAUGACAUUAUGACUCCAGGAAAGGAAAAGAGUGCUGCUGUAAGUCCAUGGCGGCAGGGAUCUGGACUCGGAGCCCCGGAGGAAAGGCUGCCAAGAAUACAGCAGUGGCGUCCUGCUCUCCGCCAGCUGUCUCUGCCACCCAGAGUCCAGGGCUCCAUAGAGGGGCAGGAGAGUCUUACUCGUUGUUAGAAAUGAUCAUCCAUAGUUUGGGAGCAGAAACAAAGGAAUUUAUAAUUAACAGAUUUCUGAUUAUUUUAACUACUUGGAUCUAAUUGAAGUAGGUUUAUCGUUAGGAAUGGUAAACAUGGAUACCCAGCCACUCAUUCCGCACUGGGAUCUUUUUAAUCAAACUCUGCCUCUUAACCAAGAACCUAAAGAGUCCCUCUUUCUAAUCUUUGCUCCUUAUCCCCACACCCCAUCCUCUUUUCAGUCUUCAUAAUUCCUCUAAGAAAAAGAUCUUUGCAUCAGCAGUAAUAUCUUUUAGAAUAGUACUAUCAGAAUUUAGUAGUAAACCAACAUGUAGGCUUCAGAUCUACUUCUGAGUCCAAAACAAUUUGUGCUCUCCAGAGCAGUUGACUCUGGGUUAAAUAAGUACAGGGUAUAGAUUCCCUCUUCAGGUCUAAACAGGAAUUUUUACUCUAGGGAAAGUGGGAAGAGCUCAAAAGUAGUUAAUAAGGAAGGUAAUUUGUUUUUCUUUUUCCUAAAAGAAAAGAAAAUUCCUUCUGUGACUACAGGUCUCUGAGAAAUUAUCUUUCAAAAGAGAUUUCGUUGCUCAUCAGAGUGUUGUGGCCUAUUGAUAAAAAAAAAAAAAAAAAACAAUUUUGUUCACUUUCUUGUCUUGAAAAAAAGUGGCCUUAGCUUUUUGCAAUACUUGAAUAAAGUGUGUACUCGCAAAAGAAUUUCUGUAGCACAGCGUUAGAGACUCAUAACUUUUCUGCAAGAAAUUCAAACUUACAUCUUCCUUUUACUACCUUAAAAAUACUAGUGAAUAAAACAUUAAUUCAAAGAGCAAGCGAUAGAAACUACAAUGAUGUUUAAUGCAAAUUGUAGGAAUUUACAUGUUUACAAACCAUCUUAAACUGGUUGUGCAGCAAUUCAAUAAAAUAUCUUUGUAUUAUAAAAAUGUGAAGAAAAAAUGUAAACUGAUGUAAAGGAGGUACUGUCAUUUUAAUUAACCUAUGUUUAAUAGCUUUUCCUUCUGGACUUUGCAAAGCCUUCUUGGUAAAUACAUUGCAAAGCAUUUUCUGGGAGGCUUGGCCUCCUUGUGUGUACUGUACUGUGCAGACAUGAAAAAUAAACCCGUUUACUGUGUACGUGUAAAUCGCCUGUCAUCAGGCAUUUCCAGCCAAUAGUCACAUCCAGUGCAGCUCUGCACAGAAGACUUGGGGUGUGGUUUGUAAGUAUGACCUGUAAAAUAACUGGGACGAAUUCCCAUGUAAACCUGUGUAAAUAGAUUUGUUAACUAAAAUGUACUUUAAGAAAAGAAAAUCUGUAAAUAAACUGAUUUAUAAGUUA